This is a messenger RNA of Musa acuminata subsp. malaccensis (wild Malaysian banana), 1999 nucleotides long. RefSeq names its product pentatricopeptide repeat-containing protein At5g66520-like. Lineage: Eukaryota; Viridiplantae; Streptophyta; Magnoliopsida; Zingiberales; Musaceae. Gene Ontology annotation, molecular function: protein binding. The record is from RefSeq and is a predicted model, not a curated record.
CAGAAUUAUUCCUACGCUGCAACCAUCUCUCCGAUGAAGCCACCUCCUCCUCGUUUCCGUCUCUCUUUGAUAGGACGCUCGGGUCUCAAACAAGCCCGCCAAAUCCACGCCCAUUUGAUCUCCCUCGGCCUCGUCUCCUACACCUACGUCACCAGCCGAGUCCUCGCCCUCUACGCCCUCCAUGACAUGGCCCUUGCCCACCAGCUGUUCGCCCGAAUCCCCCAGCCGACCAUCUUCAACUGGAACACCAUGAUCCGCGGGUUCUCCGACACCGCCCGACCCCACCGUGGUCUCGCCGUCUACGUCGGCAUGCGCCGCCACGACGUCUUUCCCAACAUGCAUACUUUUCCGUUCACGAUCAAGUCGUGCACCGGUGUCCCCGUGCUUUCCCAGGUCCACGGGCAGGUUUUUAAGUUCGGGUUCGAUCUCGAUGUCUUCGUUACCAGCUCUCUCGUGAAAAGGUACUCCGAUCUGGGAGCUGUACAACUUGCUUCCAAGGUAUUCGACGAAAGUUCUCACAGAAACGUAGUUUGUUGGACUAGUCUCGUAACCGGUUACUGCAGUCAUGGCUUGGUGGAUAAAGCCCGCAGCUUGUUCGAUCAUAUGCCCGAGAGAAACGGUGCUUCCUGGAGUGCCAUGAUCACGGGGUACGUGCAGAACGAACGCCACAAAGAGGCCAUCGAGUUGUUCCACGAGUUGAGAGAAUGUUCGGCUGCAGAGCUCAACGACGCUCUUCUUGUCAGUGCUCUGAGCGCUUGUGCGAGUCUGGGCGCUUUGGAGGAGGGGAGAUGGAUCCAUUCACACAUAGACGCAAAGGGAUCGACGCACUACGGGCUCGAGCUUGGGACUGCACUGGUGGAUUUCUACGCAAAAUGUGGCUUCGUCGACGGCGCGAGAGAGGUCUUCGACAAGAUGCCACGCAAGGAUGUGACAGCUUGGAGUGCGAUGAUCAUGGGACUAGCUCUCAACGGGCACAGCCGUCCCGCCAUCAGCGUCUUCUCGGAAAUGCUAAAGCAAGGCGUGGCGCCGAACGCGAUCACCUUCAUCGGAGUCCUGGCCGCUUGUAAUCACGGAGGCCUGGUCGACGAAGGGCGGGCUCAUUUCGAGAGCAUGGUUUCGGCAUACGCCGUACGCCCCACGAUCGAGCACUACGGAUGCAUGGUGGAUUUGCUGAGCAGGGCCGGCCACACUGCAGAGGCCGAGGGGCUGAUUGAGUCCAUGCCAAUGGAGCCGGACGGGGUGAUAUGGGGAGCUCUGCUGAACGGAUGCCGGAUGCACGGCCAUUUCAAGCGGGGGGAGCGGGCGGGGAGGCGGGUGAUCGAGCUGGAGCCCGCGCAUUUCGGGAGGUACGUCGGGCUGGCCAACGUGUAUGCAUCGAUGAAGAGGUGGGAUGGUGUGGCGGAGCUGCGAACGGCAAUGAGGAAGAGGCAGGUGACCACCACGCCUGGGUGGAGUUCGAUUGGCCAUCUUGACGACAAAACCCACCGACAGAAAGAGACUCAAUAGAUAGGUCGCUCUCUAUCAAUCCGCCUGCGGAGGACUUAGUGUGGCAUCUUGCGAAGCUGAGCACGUCUCUGUGCUGUGCAGUUCCCGCUCGGCCCACCUGAUCUCCUCCUUCCGCGAAUUCAGGACGGAACGCCGCAGGUGAAGCUAUAUGCAUUUAAAAGAGAGCACGUCUCGCAAGGAAGAUGGAGGAAGAAUCAAAGACAUCAGUUUCGUUGAUGCAGUAGACCGAGCUUAAAAUUUUAUACUCUUCCAAAGAAGGUCAACAUGCAUCAUGUUAAGCCACAAAGAGUCAACGAGGGGAGAAUGGAAAUCAUGCCAACUUCAACAGCCACCAUCAUCACUCCUGGUAUCCACUACUCCUUUAUGAAAUUUGUUGGAUGCAGGAUCGAAUGAUCUUCCUUUAAGUAUUAAGAACUGCAGCAUUGCUAUUUUGUAUUUGCAAAUAGUAUAUUCUCUUAUAUACUGAUCAAUUGCAUAUCAUAUGCUUCACAUA